UCCCUAAUUCUUUCCCCUUGGCUGCCAUUAAUUGUAAUUCCACCAGUCGAUUCAGAUUGAUCCGUCCCAGAGGCAAAAAUUAUGACUAUCUCUGCCUGAGUACGGACACUGACGGCAGCAGCAGCAGCACCACCAGAGUUGCUAGGAUGAAUGGGCGCCCAGUUUUUCAACCAACUUGCAAUCCUGUUCCUGGCUACCGUGAAAUCCAUAACAGCACGAUUAAGAAACUAUCACCACCACAGCCACAUCCCAGUAGACCUGCAGAGGCAGAGGCAUCAUUCUCAUGCCUUCUUUGUUCGCGAUCACCUAAGCCUCAAGCCACAGAGGAGAAGGCCGUUAUUUUAGGAAGAGACGCGAGCUGUCCCUUACACAGGCAUAGAUCAAAAAGUUUUAAUGGAAGAGGCAGCAUGGAAGAUGGUGUUGGCUCUUUGGAAAGUUCCUCAUUGCUCUGUCCUUCUCUGAUGGUCCACAGUCCAGGAAGCAUAGCAACUGUAAGGAGGGAACUGAUGGCACUCCAACAGGCACAGCGUAAGAUGCGAAUUGCUCAUUACGGGAGAUCCAAGACCGCCAAGUUCAAUGGCAAGAUCGUUCCUCUUGAUUCAGUGACAAUCUCCAAGAUCUCAGAACAGGAAGCAAAGAGAUGCAGUUUCAUCACAGCCAACUCAGAUCCUCUGUACGUUGCUUAUCACGAUGAGGAAUGGGGACUGCCCGUCCAUGAUGACAGAUUACUGCUUGAGUUGCUUGUGCUCAGUGGCGCUCAGGUUGGUUCCGAUUGGACUUCAAUAUUAAGGCAACGUCAGGAUUUUAGCAAUGCAUUUUCAGGAUACAAUGUGGAAAUUUUAGCCACAUUUGCUGAUAAGCAGAUGCUGUCCAUUAGCUUGAAGUAUGGCAUUGACAUAGGCCGAGUUCGAGGUGUCGUGGAUAACUCUAUGAAGAUAAUCGAGAUAAAGAGGGAUUUUGGAUCGUUUGACAAGUACUUGUGGGGUUUCGUCAACUACAAACCGAUCUGCACACAAUACAAGUCCUGCCACAAGAUUCCAGUGAAGACAUCAAAGUCGGAGACUAUAAGCAGAGACAUGCAGCGAAGGGGCUUCAGAUUCGUCGGUCCAACUGUGAUCCACUCAUUCAUGCAAGCUGCUGGCCUAACCAAUGAUCAUUUGAUCACUUGUCAUCGGCACAUCGAACUCACCCGAUUGGCGAACCAUGCAGCCACUAUCCAGCCUAUCCGUUCAUCAGAACAGAAAGAUAACAAAAAUUGAUGCCAUGUGUGUAAUUUUAGUUUGAUUUACCGACAAAAGGACAGAACAGACGGAUAGAAGUAAAGAUUUGCCACUCGUGAGUUUUUCUUUUUUUUUGGUCCGAUGAGUGGAGUGUUUGAUACAUUAAGAGUAGGAGAUUAUGCAGGAGAAAGAAAGGCGAUGGAGAGGAGGCAGUGACAGAGAACAUGUGCACUGUCAUGUGUGGCCAUCUCACCUUUUGCAUUAUUUAGGUACUUUGGACUUGUUCGUAGAAUAACGGGGAGGAUGCGGAGGUAGGGCCUAUAGCUCUUUCGCUACUUAUCGCUUUGUUAAUGUGUUUUUGAGUGAGUUCUUGCUUUGGUCAUUCUUUAUAUAUAUAUAUAUAUAUUGUACAACCCCAACCUCCCUAUUCUACUCGAGGAUUAUUAUUUAAUGUGGAUUCCAGUUGGGUUGUGUUAUAUAGAGCCAGCUUCCCA
Messenger RNA from Punica granatum (pomegranate), 1714 nucleotides. The record is from RefSeq and is a predicted model, not a curated record. Lineage: Eukaryota; Viridiplantae; Streptophyta; Magnoliopsida; Myrtales; Lythraceae.